Procambarus clarkii (red swamp crayfish) is the source of this 826-nucleotide messenger RNA. The record is from RefSeq and is a predicted model, not a curated record. NCBI's taxonomy places the organism in Eukaryota, Metazoa, Arthropoda, Malacostraca, Decapoda, Cambaridae.
CAGGCCGGGCCGGCUACAAGCACCGGAGGAACGCCACACCAUCAAGAGUAAGGUCCUGGAGGGUCGGGCCACCUUCCGGCCGGGCCAGGUGCCAGCACUCCACAUCAAGCCAGUCCUGAGCACCGACCAGGCCAACUACACCUGUAGGGUCGACUUUCGAAUAGCCUCGUCCCGCCGGACACACCUGAACCUGCAGGUGGUGGAGCCCCCCGGCCAGCCGGUGCUGAUGGUGGCCGGCCAGAGGAUUACGGAGGGGGUGCUUGGCCCCCUACAGGAGGGCAGCAGCCUCACCAUCACCUGUAGCGUCGUCGGUGGCAUUCCUCCUCCCUCUCUCGUCUGGAAAAAGCACAAUAAGGUGCUGGAGUCGACGGUGGAGUCGAGGACAGGUGGGUUGACAGUGAACCAGCUGAGCCUCCCACACCUGUCCCGGGCCUUCCACAGUGCUCGUCUCACCUGCGUCGCCACCAACAACAACGUCACCUCACCGGUCCACGCCACCCUCACCAUCACCAUGAACCUGCGUCCGCUGCUCACCAGGCUGGAGGAUCCCCCAAAAUCAUUAAGGGUCGGGAAGGAGUACCAUAUAUCCUGCCUCGUUGCCGGAUCUCGCCCCCACCCCAACAUUACCUGGACACUUGGCAACGUCGCGUCUCAUAGCCCCAUUUUAGCUGAGACGGAGCACGGAGUGAACACCAGCACGUCGCUGGUGACAGUGACAGCCUCCAGGAGACAUCACGGCCAGCGACUCACCUGCACAUCAAUCAAUCCACUCUUUCCUGCCUACCCCCUCUCCGACUCCAUCCUUCUCAACGUUACUUGUGAGUAG